AUGAGCAGUGACCCAGCCAGUGAAGAGAACGAACACGUCGAUGUGGAGAGCUGUAAGUCUCUUUAACAGUACUAUUUUACAACUUUAGCUGUACCAUAAUCUAUUUUAAAGCCAUCUAUCCAUGAAAUGGUAUUCUUUUGUAUUAUAAUAUAUACCGUUACAUUUUUAAUGAAAAUAUUGAUAUUACAUCAUACAAUCAAAAAUAUUGAUAUUGUGAUGACGAUUAAUGUUUACAGUAGAAGUCGAACAGUACGAUUGUAAAAUAUGUUCCGCUCAUGCCACGGGCUUUCACUUCGAUGCACAGUCUUGUAAGUUAUUCAAGGGUUUGGUGGGGCAGGGUAGGGUAGGGUAGGUAGGGUAGGUAGGGUAGGUAGGGUAGGUAGGGUAGGUAGGGUAGGUAGGGUAGGUAGGGUAGGGUAGGGUAGGGUAGGGUAGGGUAGGGUAGGGUAGGGUAGGGUAUGAUGGUUAAAUGACAAAAUUUUUAAAGUAUUGCUUUUUUUAGGUUCAGCGUGUGCUGCCUUUUUUCGUCGUGCAGUGUCAUUAGGGCGAGAAUAUACAUGUAUAAAUGGGCAGAACAACUGCACAAUACUUUACAGUAAGUUCUUUUUUAAAAUUUGUCUUGUUUUUUUACAAACAUUUUAUUAAAAAAGCAAAGUGACCUUGUUUAUAAUACCGAAAAAAGGUUUGCAUUACACCAUUGCUAAUUUUGGAAGUCGUAUUUUACUUAAAAGUUAAACUUUUUUUAAUUUUUUGCAUGAUCUUUACUUUUUUGCCAUUUUUUAUCUACUAUAACAUAAAAAUUUUAAUCAAAAAGGUAUUAUUUAAUUAAAAUUUUAACUUACGAGUACAUUUUAAACCAUAUUUUAAAUUUUUUUUAUCAAAAAGCUUUCUGAUGAGAGUGGGAUUCGAACCCACGCCUCCGAAGAGACUGGUGCCUUAAACCAGCGCCUUAGACCACUCGGCCAUCUCACCACGGGGUCGGGGCGCUUUGUUCUCUUAAUCAAUGGCCUUUAACAAUGUUUUUAGAUAACAAAAAUUGGUUUUAAAAACUUUUUUAUUUUUUUAUCGAAAUUUAAAUAAUACUUUUAAAUUUUUACUAAAAUUAAAAUUGAGAGUGGGAUUCUAAUUUUGUUUUUUCAGCUGAAAGAGCGUUGUGUCGGGCCUGUAGAAUGCAAAAGUGCAUUAAAGUCGGCAUGAAAAGAGAAAGUAGGUCAUAUUUUUUCAUUUUUAAGUAUUUUUUGAAAUUUUAUUUUAGUUUAUAAUGUUUUAGGUGUUCAAAUGCCAGCCAAAUCGAAAAUCCAAAAAACAAGGUCAUAUUACACUCAAUCUGGCCUUAGGAGGAACAAACGGUUUGGAAUUACUGAGGUAUGAUGAGUAGUUUUAAUUUUAGGUAACAAAUAAGUUGUUUUUUGAAAAAAUUGAUUAUGGUAACAAAAAAUAUUUUUAAAAAAAAUUAAAAUUUUGAAUUUAAAAAAAUUAAAAUUUUUGAAUUUUAAAAAAUUUUUAGUUAAAACUCAAAAACUUUUCAAUAUCAACCCCACUAAUUGACCUACCCCAAAUAAAAACGGAGGAACUACCUGAAGAAGACCUACCUUCAUGUUCGUCAUCUCAACAGAUGUCCCAACCCGUCACCUCUCCAGAAUCUUCAAUUUCAAGCCCUCGGGCGUGUGUAGACGAGAAUUUACUCAAAAUCUUCAUCGCUGAAGAGAUGAAGAUCAGCGAAAGAAGAAGGAUAAUGUUCUGUGAACGCCCGGUGGCUAGUUUAGUGGGACAGACCAAGGAGUGCGUACGUUUUUUGUUUUUUAAUGGCAAGAACUUUGUUUACAAAUGUUGGAGAGUUUGAAAAUAGCAGGGUAAUUUCAAAGAGAAGGUUAGGGUAGGGGAAAACUGCAGUCGCAAAACUAACAUAAGAUGGCUGCGUCCAACAAUGGGCGGAAUCCAUAAUGGGCGGAAUCAAUAAUGGGCGGCCCGUUUAUUAUAUAAAAAUACCCUACCUCUGACCUUUUUGGUCCUACCUGACCCCAGCCCUCACCUAUUUGGCCCCACCUGAGGGGUAGGGUCAGGUAGGGCCAAAAAGGUGAGGGGUAGGGUCAAGUAGGGCCAAAAAGGUGAGGGAUAGGGUCAGGUAGGGCCAAAAAGGUGAGGGGUAGGGUCAGAUAGGUCAAAAAAGCGGGCCGCCCAUUAUUGAUUCCGCCCUUCCGCCCAUUAUUGAUUCCGCCCAUUAUGGAUUCCGCCCAUUAUUGGAUGUUCCGACAUAAGAUUACAGCAAACUUAGGGUAAAAGGGAUAGAGUAGCCGGGUAUGACUAUUUGGGGCCGUAUAGGGUCUGUUAACGCCGCGUAUCGCCGGGUAAAAGCGAGUACGGCCGGAAAUGGCGAGAUAGGGCUGGUUAUUGGCCGCGUAAAGCUUGGUAUCGCCGCGUAGUGUAGGAUAGAAAAGGAUCGGAUCGGGUAGGGCAAGGUUGGACCAGGUAGGAUAGGGUAAAGCAGUAUAGGGCCGAGUAUGGCUGGGUGAUGACCGGGUAGUGCCAGGUAGGAUUAGAUAGGACUGUAUAGAACCGGGAAUGGUCAGUUAAGGCCGUAUAGGCCAGGUUAAAGUUGGGUAUCGCCGGGUACGGCGAAUUAGAGCAGAGCAUUGCCAUAUAGGGUCGGGUAUGGUCGGGUAGGGUAGGAUGGGUAUAGGCUACAGAAAACGUAAAGCUGACAUUUUUGGAAAUUGCUAGAACUUUCUUUACAAAACUCAAAAUGGCAAAAACUUUCGUUACAAACUCUGAAAUGGCAAGAACUUUCUUUACAAAGCGAAAAACAGCAAGAACUUUCUUUCCAAGCUUUAAAAUAUCUAUGUAGAACUAAAUUUUAGUGUUUCACAAUGUCGGAUAUACGUCCUUUAAAAUUUCGAAGUUUUCGAAAGUCGAUUCGAACCCAUCUCCUGCUAAUAUACGAAUGGCUUCGAGUAUGGCCAGCCUAUCACCAAUUCAACGAAACUGACAAGAUGACAUGUUUUCGAAAGUGUGCUUUAUAUCAUACUCUUUUGGAUCCAUGUUUCAUAUCGCUACAGCUAAAGGAUCGAAGUAAAUUUGUCAUGCAAAAUGGUGGCUAUGUCUCGACGAAUGAAAGUGAUGACGGAUGGGAAGAUGAGAAGGAAAUCAGUCGGGACAACAAAAAAUUGUACGGUUUUUUUAUUUAUAUAAAAUAAAAAUGGCAAGAACUUUCUUUACAAAACGGAAAAUGGCAAGAACUUUCUUAACAAUAUAGAAAAUGGAAAAAAACUUGCGUACGGUCGAAUUAUUCGCGCGUACAUAAGUUUGUUUAAUACAAGUUCUGAAAUGACAAAAACUUCCUUUACAAAAUAAAGAGUAAAUAAACCAAUUAGUAGUGAAACGUUAUUUCAAAAAGACAUUUUUUAAAAUAUUAAUUUUAAAAAUUUAAUUUUUAGAAUAUACUGGCCACUCUUAAACAGAAUCAAAUCAGAUAUUCUUGACCAAUUCUUCGUGCUGGAUCUAUCUUUUGACGAAUUUGUGGCGUUAAAAGCCAUUAUCACAAUGCAAAUGAGUAGGAUUUUCAAUUAAUUUUUUUUUCAAUUUUAUUUUUCAAUUUUUAAAUUAUAUUUUUUGAAGUUUAAAAAGAUUUUAACUAGAAAAAAUGUAUUGUCUUAUUACUAGUAUCAAUGAUAUUUUGUAAACCUUCUUUUAUAUUUAAAAACUUCAGGUUUAAAUAACGUAUAGUUUCAGCCAUUCCGGAUGUAUCAAAAGAAACAAAACUUAUAUUAAACAAUCAAGUAGAUAAUAUCAUACAAUGCCUUCAUCACAAUUACCCUGAUUCAUGUGGUCAACUACAUAAGGCGGAAAGAAUUGGCAACAUUUUUAUGUUGCUUUCACCAAUUUUUGUAGGUUUUUAGCUACAUUUCCUACCUCACUUUACCAUACCCUACUCUAUUUUACCCUAACCUACCUUAUUUUGCCCUAUCCUACAAUACCUUACCUUACCCUACCCCUAACCUACUCUGUCCUGCCCUAUCAUAGCCAUAUCUUACCGUUUCAUAGCCGUAUGCUACCCUAUCAUAGCCCUGUUCUACCAUAUCAUAGCGUUAUCUUACCGUAUUAUCGCCCCACCCUACCCUAUCAUAGCCCUAUUCUACCCUAUCAUAGAUCUAUUCUACCAAACCAUAAAUAAGUAUUCAUUCCAGGACACAGCGACAAACUUUGUAGAAAGCCACCACCAAGUUCAAUUCUUUGAUAUUUGGCAGCUUGAUUCUCUGAUGCUACAGUUUCUACAAAACAAGGCUUAA
Messenger RNA from Bursaphelenchus okinawaensis, 4286 nucleotides. The record is from the annotation of a GenBank genome assembly. Lineage: Eukaryota; Metazoa; Nematoda; Chromadorea; Rhabditida; Aphelenchoididae.